GCUCCCUUGGCUCGGCGCCGCGCCGGGUCACGCCUGCCCGGUGCGCGGCGCUGGGCUCUUCCAGCCGCCCGCCGCGCCGCACCGCAGCCCCAUGUCCGCGCUCCCCGCCGGUACCGACAUCAAGAGGGCUCUGGAGAACAGCCCCGAGACCAACAUCGAGGAUGAGUUGCCCGACGGGCCGCCGCAGCCGCGGCCCAAGAACUACCUGCUCCUCAGCAUCCUCUCCUGCUUCUGUCCCGCCUAUCCCGUCAACAUCGUCGCCUUCGUCUUUGCCGUCAUGGCUCUAAACAGUUAUAAUCAAGGAGAUAUAGAAGGGUCAAAAAGACUGGGUCGCAACGCGCUCUGGGUGGCCGUGGCAUCGAUCAUCAUUGGCCUUGUCGUCAUCGGGAUCUACUGCGUAGUUCAUUUCACAACGCAUGCUAUCUGAAGACCAGGACUGCACUUGGAGGAUAUCAUCAUGUACAUCUCAAGAGGGGAUGAAAGAAGAGGAGAAGGAAACCCUUCAUUCCAGACUGUUAGGUCUGACCCUACAAGUCUGCAGAGGCAUGUUGCUGGUGGAUGGACUGAUUGUGCAGUUAGUUAAUCAGCAUGGCGUGACCAGGUUUUCAAAAUCAUUUAUUUAUAAGAGCCCCUCAGUGUAAAGCAGCACUUUCUCUUUUACCCUAGUGUAUAAUGAGAUCUUACCCUAACAACUCCCUUUUCUUCCUCAUUUACAUGGAAUGUAUGCUGGAUCCAUGACGUUCCCUGGCUGACCUUAGCCAGACAAAGCCAACCUAUCUGGACUGUUGAUAGUGCACAAUGUAAGAUCUGAUGCACAGCUCGCUGAAGCUGGUAGAACAACUCCUGUUGCCUGCAGUGGGUUUUGGAUCAGGCCAUUAAGGAUUUUUUUAUUGCUUUAAAAGAGUCUCAGCAUAACACAGUUGUAACCAUGGGUUUGUGAUCUUAUCCUGCUCUGUGAUUUUAUAAUGCCGUGGGCGUCCUCUGACUCAGCAGCUGCUUUCUUCUGUCAUCCUCAGCUUUCAGGUCUUUACCUUGGAUUUUUAACCACCUGGGACCGAUUUCAAUCACUUGAUUAUUAAGAGACACUCUUCUUCCAUAGCAUCCAUAUUUGGUUUUGUUUUGUUGUCUUUUGUUGUUGAAGUCCCUUGUCUGAGCUCCAGUCCCGCAUUCGAGUUGCACUGAUCAUAUUUUCCUCUUUAAACAUCACCUGUGUAAAAAGUUCCUAUUUUUUUUAACCUGCCAAAAGAUCUUUUUAAAUAGAUGUUCUUCUCCAUCCCUUUGUUAUCUAGCUAGUCACACACUCUCAUUGUGUUCUGCUUUGCUCAUACCUUUUUUGUUUAGUUUAUCCUUCAUCUUGCUAUGAGCAGUCUAUAGCCCAGUGCAGUUAGAGAUGGGCAGACUUCUGUACCCUCACACAAAGUCACAUCCACUCUUGCUGAUCCUAAUGUGUCACUCAGUGGACAGCCACAGGUUACAGAACCUGCCUCUGAUUUACUGCAGUUUCUUGGUACUUGAUGAAAAUUUAGCAGGGGGCAGCUGAUUUGUAGGAGCUGAACAGUCUAAAAGAAUACUUUCCUUUUGUCACAUCAAUGUUCCAUGUUAAAAGGAGUAAGCUCUGGCGAGCGUUGUGGCGGAUGGCUACAUCUUCAGCAGUUGUUGCUCCAUUUGCUCUAAUUGUCACUACAUCUUCAAGCAAGCUAUGCCAAAUUACUCUCCUUGCACUGACAUACAUCUGGACUGGCUACCCAGAAACACAUGGGAGUUUUGCAGGUGCAAGUGAGAAAAGGAUGAUGCCUGGCAGGAGUACAACUACCUAUUAAAAAGGAAAAAAGUCAUCUCCCAGAAACCUUUCCCUGUUAAAACAUAUGCCUGAAAGUAGCAUGUCUUUUCUGUGCCUUGAUAUUAUACUUCUAAUGUGCUUUUCUGCUUUUCUUUCUGCCAAAUUCUGUUUCUCAUUGAAGUCAGUGAAGCAUCACCUGUCCUUAAUGACUCCAGUAUAAAACUUCAGGAGCACUGGGUGAAAUCAGUUGAUUUCUUCAGCACUUAACACUGAUCGAAUUUGCCCACGUGGAAAACUUGCUACUGAUUUUGAUGAUCUCAAGAAUUGGCUGUUCUGUGAAC
Pogoniulus pusillus (Red-fronted tinkerbird) is the source of this 2121-nucleotide messenger RNA. RefSeq names its product transmembrane protein 233 (gene TMEM233). Lineage: Eukaryota; Metazoa; Chordata; Aves; Piciformes; Lybiidae. Bases 92 to 427 code for a protein of 111 amino acids. Gene Ontology annotation, cellular component: membrane. The record is from RefSeq and is a predicted model, not a curated record. The transcript has 3 exons.